AAUACGUUUGGAAACGACUAAGUCAUUAUAAUACACCAUAAAUGUCGCGUCGCCACGUAAGAAUGUAAAUUCACGUUUGAGAUAAAAAUCGCGCGUCGUUUGAAAUUUAAAACCCGGGUCGUUAAGCAUCGCACUAUGACGAUUCGAGCGAUUUCGUGAGCUCCGUGACUCUUGAUCUCGAAUUUCAACGCACAGCCGCGACUCGUCUUCCCGCUCGGCCUGUAAUUAUUCGGUAACUCGCGCGUGUCACAAUCGCACUUCCGCUGUCUCCCUGCCCUGAGCCCCGGCUCGCGUAGCACGCCUUUUUCUAGGUCGGCGACAUAGUCCUGUGGCCGCUUUUCCCGUCACGUCGCGAGAUUCCAGGACCUUUGGCACGGUCGCACAAGCGGCUCGUAGAGCCGAGCGCGGAAUGAGCGCCGACGGUAAGUCAGUUGCUGGCAUACCGAGCGCUCAGGUAGGUAGAUAGGUAGGAAGACGACGGCGAAGGUGAAGAAGGAAAGGAAAGCGGGAGUGCGAGCGAGUCGGCAUGCGAGCAGGCAGUCAGGCAGGCAGGCAGGCAGGCAGGCAGGCAAGCGAGCAGGCAGGCGAGCAGGCGAGCGAACAGGCAGGCAAGAGAGUAUGGUAUGGUCUAGCUGCUCGCUGCCGCGAAGCGCGUUGAAUGCCGGGGCCCCGGUGUAUCGGGGCCUGGUACCGCCGCCGUUCCCCUCUCCAAGAUGGCCGCCGGUUGGGUCCAGCCAAGUCCCCCUGACCGAGCCAGGUAAGUCCGCCGAGUCAGGGGAAGGGUAGGCCUUGCAGGUGCCGCCAUGUCAGUGCAUGCCUAACCUCGAAGCCGCGCGGAACGGACGUUGGGCCCGAGAACGCGACAUCUCGUGCUACCGCCGUGCUUUAAGGGGCUGCUGUUUAGGCCCCGUCGUAGUUCGCGCCUACGAAUAUCCGUCGUGGACUUGGAAACGUGGACCGAUUCCGUACGUCGGUUAACACGGAGUCGAGCCGCGUAACGGUCCGGGAAGCGAUACCGAGUGUUUUCUCUCUCUCUCUCCGGUCGAGAGGAACCAGCCGGAGACAUCAACGCGUGGACGGAGAGAGAGAGUGCGAGAGCGAGAACGAGAGAGAGAGAGAGAGAGAGAGAGAGAGAACAAGAGAGAGAGAGAGAGAAGAGAGUUCGUCGGACGCACGGACAGCACGCUUUCGGCUGUGCCAUCGCGCCGCGACGAGGAACGUACGUGAGUCUGCGAGACUCUGCAAAAGCGUGAACCGUAGACGCGGGUUGAGUUACGUCGUGUGCAAACGCGUGUUUCGUUUACGAGGUCGGGCAGAAGCGCGUUGCGUCUGAAUUAGCGUCGGAAUCAGCGCGUGUAUCGGCGACGAGUGUGCGUUGACAGUUCGGAGCUGCUUUCCUGCGGUCGUCGUCCGCGACGACCCGUUGUCCCUCGGACAACUUGCAUGAACCCCGCUGCGACAGGCUAAGGUCGCCUAAUCAUUCGUGUACUCUGCAUUCAAGAUUGAUCGGCCAGUUGGAGCGUACAGAGGAGCGUACGGAGUCUCAGCUACGAUGACAGCCACGACGUUGAGCCUGGAACGACGUUGUGGAGCGAAUUAGGCGAUCAAGAGAGAAUCCGCGAGGUCCGCGACGUCGGGUCGCGUCGAGCACAGGGAACGUGUCCCAAGGACAGGCGCGCGAGGUGUCCGACGGGACGAGACAUGGUCGUCAGCGUGUACGACGCGAGACGAUCGCGCCGGGUUCGCGACCGGUCGUGCUGAUCGGCCGGUUAUCGGUCGUGGAUCUAACGCGAGGAAUGUGCCAUAUCUCGGCGUCGAGAUAUCCCAGUGACAGCGAGCGUAGCGAAUAGCGCAAGGAGAGAGCUCUCAUGUCAGCCGAGAAGCAGAGUGAGAGAUAGGAGAGAGAAUAUAUAGCAGAAGGAUAAGAAGAGAGAGAAAAGGAAACGGAGCAACGCUCCGAGUGGAGUCGUCCGCUCUACGUUCGUCCGACGCUGGAAUCUCCACGACGCUGGUAUGCCUCCGAGGAGGUUGUAGCAGGGAACAGCAGCUCGCGCGGCCACGGAAGGUCGGCGAUGUAGUGAAACAAUCGCUCUGCGAGUCCUACGCGAACGUUGCUUCGUUGCUUCUCUCCGCGCGCGCGCGCGCGGGAGAGAGAAAGAGGGAGAGAGGUAGGGUGGUAAUAACACGCGUGUGUACGCGGUUCGGGUGGAAGUGAUACACAGUCGAGGGGAACCAAGGAUAAAACCGAGUGUGAUUGUGAUUGAUUGGUGGUGGUGCUAAAAAAAAAUAAAAGAAAAGAAAAAAGGUGGGUGAUCAUCAAAAAGGUGCCGGUGGAACGCGACGGUCUCGUGGUUUUCGUUAUUCGCGGACAACGGGAAGCUUUGACGGGAAGAAGGAGCACGCGCGUGGAGUCCGCGGAGAACUCGGUGCCGUGACCCGCGGCUCGCGGUGUGACAGCGGGAGAUCGGCCGAGGAAACAGCGAUAGACUACACUUGGGUGCCCGUCGUCGCUCUUUCUAUCUCGGGUUCUCGCGACUGGCCGCGUAGGAAUGGAAAGAUCGAGAUAAUAUCGCGAGAGACGGGAGAGGAGGGUGGAGAGGCCGCGGCGGUGUUGGAGGCCCCAGGAUGUGGCAUCUGCUACUGUUCCUCGUCCUGGGAGCGACCCUCGCCCCAGGCACGCGACCUGAGCGCGUGAUAUCCCUGGAGGUCUCCGAGAGUGCGCUGCCCGGCACCAGGAUCGGCUACAUCGACAGCGACUCCUUGCCGCUGUUGUUAAUCGUGCCGAUUCCCGGCUCGUCGGUGGAAGCCGACCUGGAGGUCAUCAAGGAGACGGGCGAGUUGAAGACGAAGGGCCCGUUGGAUCGCGAAACCCAUCCAUCGUACAGCCUGCUGGCGCUGCCGCAGAACAUACAGAUCGUCGUAAAGGUGCUCGACGAGAACGACAACGCGCCCACCUUUAGCGUGGAUCACGUGGACGUGGAGUUCCCGGAGAACUCGCCGCGCGACUCCAAGCGGGCGCUACCGCCGGCACUGGACCCCGACCUCGACCUGUACACCACGCAGAGUUACGAGAUCGCGUCGGGCAAUCACGGCGACGUGUUCAGGCUGUCGCAGCAUCGCGGCCGCGACGGUGUCCUCUACCUGGAUCUCCAGAGUUCGGGCUCGCUGGACCGAGAAGCGCGUUCUCGCUACCAUCUGGUGAUCGAGGCGCUCGACGGCGGCACGCCGCCGCUUCGCUCGAGCCUCCGCGUGAACGUGACAGUGCAGGACGUCAACGACAACCCUCCCACCUUCAAUCAGACGAGAUACGUCGCGAGUGUGCCGGAAAACGCGACCGUCGGCACGGCGGUGCUGACGGUGAACGCGACCGACGCCGACGCCGGCGAGAACAGCCGCAUCGAGUACUCCAUCAAUCGGCGGCAGUCCGACCGCGAGGAGAUGUUCCGCAUCGACGCGGAGACCGGUCUGGUCUACGUGAACAAAGUCCUCGACUUCGAGUCGAAGGAGCGGCACGAGCUGGUGAUCGUCGCGCGCGACUGCGGCGCUCAGCCGUUGGAAGCGAGCGCUUUCCUAUCCGUGCGCGUGACCGACGUCAAUGACAACCAGCCGGCGAUCACCGUCAUCUUCCUGUCGGACGACGCGACUCCCAAGAUCAGCGAGAGCGCGCAGCCCGGCGAGUUCGUCGCGCGGAUAUUCGUCAACGAUCCCGACUCCAGGACGGAAUACUCGAACGCGUCGGUCACUUUGGCCGGCGGUGAAGGCCACUUCGGUCUGACCACGCGGGACAAUAUCAUAUACCUGGUGGUGGUGGAGAGGCCGUUGGAUCGCGAGGAGAAACCCGUGUACGAACUGUCGGUGGAGGCGACGGACACCGGCACGCCUCCUCUGAGGGCCGUGCGCACCUUCAGGCUGCUCGUCACCGAUGUGAACGACAACGCGCCCAAGUUCGAGCAGGAGACGUACGAGGCUUACCUCCUGGAGGCGUCCGAGCCCGGCGUGUCGGUGCUGAAAGUGACCGCGACCGAUCUCGACGAGGGCGCCAACUCGGCCGUCCGUUAUUCCCUAUUGAACACGUCGUGGUUCGCGAUCGACGAAAAGACCGGACUCAUCACCACGGUGACCCACGUGGACUGCGAGGCCGACCCGGCGCCGGUUCUCGUGGUGGUCGCCACGGAUUCGGGAAGGCCGCCGCUCAGCAGCAGUGCUACCGUGUGCGUCACGAUUCACGAUCUCAACGACAACGAGCCGAUCUUCGAGAGGCCGCUGUACAACGCCACCGUGCCGGAGAACCUGCCCGUCGGACGCUGCUUUCUCAAGGUAGGAUUGCACAGUCACAUCAUUUCCUCCUCUUUCAUUUGGCAUUUCCGCCGCGCGAAAAUGUCAGCGAGAGCGAUUUUCGGCCGCGCGUUCCACUCGCUUGCAUCGUUGCGACGUGAUUGCCGUUGA
This is a messenger RNA of Harpegnathos saltator (Jerdon's jumping ant), 4446 nucleotides long. RefSeq names its product protein dachsous. Gene Ontology annotation, cellular component: plasma membrane. The transcript has a single exon. The coding region runs from base 2626 to 4446 and encodes 606 amino acids. Gene Ontology annotation, molecular function: calcium ion binding. Lineage: Eukaryota; Metazoa; Arthropoda; Insecta; Hymenoptera; Formicidae. The record is from RefSeq and is a predicted model, not a curated record. Gene Ontology annotation, biological process: homophilic cell-cell adhesion.